This is a messenger RNA of Ramularia collo-cygni, 642 nucleotides long. RefSeq lists its product as uncharacterized. Gene Ontology annotation, cellular component: box H/ACA snoRNP complex. The transcript has 2 exons. Gene Ontology annotation, biological process: snoRNA guided rRNA pseudouridine synthesis; ribosome biogenesis. Gene Ontology annotation, molecular function: box H/ACA snoRNA binding. The record is from RefSeq and is a predicted model, not a curated record. NCBI's taxonomy places the organism in Eukaryota, Fungi, Ascomycota, Dothideomycetes, Mycosphaerellales, Mycosphaerellaceae. Bases 1 to 642 code for a protein of 213 amino acids.
AUGUCAUUCCGCGGCGGAGGACGAGGCGGAGGUGGAUUCGGCGGUGGUGAUCGCGGUGGUCGAGGUGGAGGUUUCCGCGGCGGCAGCAGGGGUGGACGUGGAGGAUUCCAAUCAUAUGGGCCCCCAGACAGCGUUUUUGAAAUGGGCCAAUUUCUCCACGCAACCGAAGGCGAGAUGGUCUGCGAAUCCAUUAACGUCAAAAUCCCGUACUUCAACGCUCCAAUCUACCUCGAGAACAAGACACCUAUCGGCAAAGUCGACGAGAUCCUCGGACCACUGAACCAGGUUUUCUUCACUAUCAAGCCACAGGAGGGAAUUCAGGCAACUUCUUUCAAGACUGGUGACAAGUUCUACAUUGGAGGUGACAAGCUAUUGCCACUUGACAAGUUCCUGCCCAAGCCCAAGCCACCGCCAGGUGCGCCCAAGGUCAAGAAGCCCAGAGGUGCUGGAUUCGCAGGUCGGGGUGCUCCUCGAGGAGGCGCAAGAGGUGGACGCGGUGGAUUUGCCCCAAGAGGCAGAGGCGCACCCAGAGGUAGAGGUGGCUUUGGCGGCGAUCGCGGCGGUCGUGGAGGUUUCUCCGGAUCUGGUGGCUUCUCCCGCGGACGCGGAACUCCCAGAGGAAGAGGUCGCGGCGGAUACUAG